UGGAGCUCAGAAGCGGGCUCGCUCUCCGCGGUCACGAGAGCACAGGGAGCGUGACGUCACUUUCCUAAACCGGGCAGCAGCAGGCUCGCGGAGUUGAGUCCCGAGCGCGAGAGCAGCAGGAGUCCAUGAACGGCUCAACUUUUAAUGUAUGUGGGCCGAGUGGAGCCAGUGAGAAGCGUCGGGUUGUUUUCUCCCUCUUCGGGCUACUAGCCUCGCUGCGGCUCGUUGUUCUCGGCGGCUAAUUUCUGUUUUUGUCUCAAAGAAGAAGAAGAAAGCCGUUGUGUCUUUCAUGUGUCCAGCAGUCCUGUGAGUCCACAAAACACAGCAGGCCUCAGCAGAGCAAUCGACUGACUGCAUGGAUCAGACUGAACAUGAAGAGCCUUAAAGCCAAGUUUAGGAAAACUGAUGUCAAUGAGUGGAACAAGAAUGACGAGCGCCUGCUGGCAUCAGUGGAGCACGGCGAGUUGGACAAAGUGGUGUCCCUUCUCAGUAAGAAAGGUGCCAAUGCUGUGAAGCUGGACAGCGAGGGCAAAUCAGCUCUUCAUGUUGCAGCUGCUCGUGGCCAAACGGAGUGUCUGGCUGUGAUUUUGUCCCAUGGAGCUGACCUGUCAGUCACCGAUGCUGCUGGUUUUUCUCCUUUACACCUGGCUGCCAAAAACAACCAUGUGGAAUGCUGCAGGAAGCUCAUUCAGAACAAGUGUCCCGUUGACACCAUGGACAGCUUGGGGAGAACUGCUCUGCAUCAUGCUGCUGCUGUUGGGAACGUCCAGAUUGUCCAACUGCUGUGUGAAGUCAAAAGUCCCAUCAACCUAAAAGAUACAGAUGGCAUUACUCCCUUGAUGUUGUCAGCCAGACAUGGUCACAAUGAAGUCUGCAGCAAUUUGCUCGACUGUGGAGCUGAAAUCAACACUUCUGGCAACACCGGCAGGACAGCCUUGAUGCUUGCCACCGAGUCCAGCUCCGUGUCGGUGGUGGAAGUUCUGGUUCAGCGAGGAGCAGACGUGUUUGCUGUAGAUUCAGAAGGAAACGAUGUGUUUCACUUUGUCCAACUAUCAGCAAACUCUGAAGCAAAACCUGCCCUGUUGGCUGCUCUGGACAGGCAUCUGCAUUUAGAUACUAAAUCUCCUAAAAGUCCUCCGCAUGAUCAAGUAGCUAAGCUAAGUGAUGAGCGGAUCACAACUCCCAAAAAACGAAAAGCACCUCCACCUCCUAUUAGCCCACUGCAGAGUUCUGGACCAUCUUCCCCCUCUGUUGUUACAUCUACCAGCACUCCUGCAUCCAGCAAAGGAGAUACUCCCAAGAGAUUCAACUAUACGGAGGAUGACUUCACUGGAUCAGCCCUGAAAGAAGAGGUGGAGAAGCUCCACGAGGAGAGGAACAUGCUGCUGGACACAAUCGAAGACCUGAAGCAGACGGUGGAGACGGUGACUAGUCCUGAGCUGGAUAUCAAGGUCGAGCAAACAACGUCUGCAGCUCUGGUUUCGGCCCUGCAAGCCAAAAUUGCGGCUCUUACUUUGGAGAAACAAGAACUCACAAACAAACUCAAGAAACAUUCGUCUCAACAAAGAAAUGAGCUAAAGGAGGUCAGUCGUCCAAACAGCAUGGCCUCCAACAACUCCUUCCACUCCACCCAGGAUGAUUUUGAUCCUCAGUCCUCCUCUACAAUCCAACUGGAAGGGGGAGACCAUCCAGGAGACGUUUCUGUUAAACCCCAGGAAGAGGAGAGUGGAGGAAGGAGCAACAAGGAGAUCCGGCUGUUGAAACAAGCUCUAGAAAGCCUCCAGAUAAAACUGCUUGAAACCAGGAAGGAAAACCAGUUGCUCCAGGCUCAGGUGAAACCCGAGGAUGGAAAUGUCAAAGAGAGAGAGUUGAUGGAGAGUUUAGCUGAGCUGCAGGCCAAGCUGACAGACACUCAGGAGAGAUACCAUCAGGCUUUGGAGGAGGUGGAUGAUCUGAAGGUGCAGAUGGGAGGAGGAGAAGCUGAGCUGACGGAGAAGCAGUCACCUUCUGCACUGGACCUUGAGGUAAAACAGCUGAAAACUCAGCUCAUCCAGCUGGAGUCAGAGAAAAAUGAAGCAGCUCAACAAGUCAGACAGCUGGAGGAGGCGCUGAGGAGAAUGGAGGAGAGCAGACGGAUGGAGGAGGAGAAGGAACUGAGGGCAGCACAGAUAGAUGAGCUGUACAAGGAGGCACAAGAGGAGAUCAGGAUGUUGCAGGAGGCUCUGAAGGGCACGGUGCCUGUUGAAUCUGCUGCCAGAGACUUUGAGGAGAUGAAGACGGAGCUUAACGAGGUCAUUGCUGGGCAGCAGCAGCGUUUACUGGAACUGUCACACUCCUACAGUGAGACCAAGAGUCAGCUGAAUGCCACCCAGAAGCUGCUGGCUGAGGCUUCGUCUACCUCUUCAGAGAAGCAGGACCUGAACAGCAGAGCGGAGGAGCUGCAGAUGCUGCUAGAUGAGAUGGAGAAGAAGUACGCGGCUGCACAAGAGGACGUUAAACACCUGAAGGAGGAGGUCGAAGCUCAGACUCAGAGCUCUGUGACCCUGACUGAUCACACACAGGUGGUGUCGUCUCUGGGGAAUGCCAUCCAGGAGCUGGAGAGUGAGUUAGAAGCCGUGAGACAGCAGCUGCACCAAAAAACCAUGCAGGUGGAAGCUCUUCAAAAGAGCCUGACUUCUGAGAAAGACGUAACUUCAGAGGACUCUGUCUCCCAUCUGGAGCAUGAGAACAUGCGGGAGCAGCUGGAGGGAGAAGUGAACCACCUCACGCAGCUCCUUCAGGGCGCUCUGAGGAAGCAGGACGAGAUGGCUCUGGAGGCGGCUGAUGCGUGGCAGAAGGCAAGGGAUAAUCGUGCAGAGCGGGAAGCCCUGCAGGAGCUGCUGAUGACGAAGGAGAAGGAGAACCAGACGCUGAACUCCAAACUGGCUGAGUCCCAGGAUGCUGUGUGCCAGCUCAAACAGCUGGUGGAGAAUCACGUUAACUCUGAGAGAGAGAAGAACAAGAGGAUAGAUGACUUGUCUCGGGAAGUAGGAAAGCUAAAGGAUGCCCUGAACAGCCUGUCGCAGCUCUCCUACAGCUCCUGCUCCCCCUCUAAGAGACAACAGCAGAGCCAGCAGCUGGAGACGCUGCAGCAGCAAGUCAAACAGUUACAGUACCAGCUAGCUGAAUCAAAGAAGCAGCAUGAUGAAACAGUGUCUGUCUACAGGAUGCACCUCCUCUAUGCUGUUCAGGGUCAGAUGGACGAGGAUGUCCAGAAAGCCCUGAAGCAGAUUCUGAAAAUGUGCAAGGUGCCAAGCCAAGCCAGGGAGGCCUGCUGAGACACAACCGGAGCAGCCCCACAAACCCCACACUCACUGGAGACACACUGUGCCUGUGGUUUAAACCCAGAGUAUUUCUUUGUAAGGAAUUGGCUUAUUUUAUUGCCUUUGCUGAGGUCCUUUUGAACCUUUAAACUCUUCUACCCCAAACACACCUGGUGUCAUAAUGAAUUCUGUACCCCUAACACUAACUUGUCUGGGAAAUUAGUUCAACAGCUCUCAUACGAACUACAUGUUCAUCCAACUCAACAUCUUCCUUUUCACAUUUCACUGAAUGUAAUAUCAGCUCAGAAAAACACUAAUUCACAUUUCUGCCCUCAACAAAGAUGACAUGUUAGUAGAAAAACGAGCCACCCUGAGUUUGAAUCAAUCUCUAGCUCCAUCCAAACACUAAAAGGACAUUUCAGCUGCAAGUUUAAGGGUAAAAAGGAACAAAUCAGAUGUUCAGAUACAGAUCUAAUGUCCACACCAGUUGUAAACGGGGCAGAAAUAUUACUGAUGUUAUGGUUAAAGAUGUUUUAGUGAAACUACAUCUCAGUGUGCAGCCAAAUAAAUGCAGAAACCAGCUUACUCUGUGCGUUCACAGCCAAAUUUACACUAUGCACAGAAACAUCUAUUUUAGUAACAUCUGUGUGUGUGAUGCCAUACAAACAUGCUGGAUUCGUGCUGUUAUUAGCCAUGUUAAAAACAUCAGUGUUAAUUUGAAUGUGAACUUGUCAUGGCCGGUUUGUGUCCCUUUGAUUGAAUACAACCUAAAUACUUUGUCGUAGCACUUCCUUUUGUUAAGUAAAAUGAAAUGUUUUCUAGGUUACUGUAACCUAAUGACGAUGUUCAUUAGCCGAGGAGCCUUUUGUGUGACAAAGCUCUAUAAUUUUUCUUGUUACUCCCAAAAUUAGAGACUGAAUUUAAUAAAUUACUGUAGUUAGGUUUAAAAAAGGAAAACAUUUCUGUUGAGACGAAUGCCUAACAGUAUGUGCUGAUUAUUUGUGUCUUUAUUUUGUUAGGUUUUCACCAACAGUUUUGUCUUUUGUUUGCAUCUUUGUACUUGAACAGCAUGGGGAUCGUUGUCUGAUGUGAGUUCUCCUGCCACAUGCCUGUAAACUGAUUUAAUAUCAGACUUCGUACCAUCUCAGUAACUUAUUUACUACAAACCUUUUCUUUUUUAUCUGGUUUGUGUUUCUGUAACACUAACGUUUCAAGCAGUGCUCCUCUGUAGGAACACAUUUACACUGUAUGUUGUUCAAACACCCGUACAUAUUUUAGAAUCCGUUUUAAACUUAGUCCUUUUGUAAGUGUCUUCUGGAAGCUUCCACUCUGCACUCCUUUUGCCUUAGCGCCAUACUUGGAUCCGUAACACACACACACACACUAAAACGGUUGGAUAUGAGGCUGAAUAAAUGUAUUUGUGUCUGAGGGAUUCACUCAGGUAACAUCAUAAACGUCCUUUCCAAGCCUCGACUGAAGUGUUUUGUACCGUGAAAGGGAAACCUGAGAAACAGCUUUUCUCUUUGUUGUUUCUUUACUGACAGUUUUGUAGAGACAAGCAAAUGUUGCCAACUGUAUUUUGCCCAAUUUAUAAAAAUUUCAAAAUACUGUACCAUCA
Molecule: messenger RNA, 4920 nt
Organism: Nothobranchius furzeri (turquoise killifish)
Lineage: Eukaryota; Metazoa; Chordata; Actinopteri; Cyprinodontiformes; Nothobranchiidae
Gene: rai14
Product: retinoic acid induced 14
Molecular function (GO): protein binding
Source: RefSeq, a predicted model, not a curated record